AGUCGUUGUUGGGAUAGAAUUCUGAUGGCAAGAAUACGUUGAGUACCUUAGUAGUUGGAAGGUUGAGUUCUUACAUAUUUCAGAGACUUGUAUUAAUUGUCUGGUCGCGUACAUACAAGCUUAGUCCUUUCCAUCUGUCAAGCCGGAUAUCAUGUCAGAGUCCAAGCUCAAAGUCCUGUUGUUCGAUAUAGGGGGUGUUUGUGUCGUUUCUCCUUUCCAAGCAAUCCUCGACUAUGAAUUAAGCCUGGGGAUCCCUCCAGGGUGGGUCAACUAUUCGAUAUCCAGGACUGCUCCCAAUGGCUUCUGGCAUCGUUUGGAAAAAGGAGAAAUCGAGAUGAAUGAAGAGUUCUUCAGGGGCUUCAGCCAAGACCUUCAUGAUACCGUCAGAUGGGAAACCUUCUAUGAGCGAGAGCAAAGCAAAAACCCCAGUCUCCCAAAGGAAACCCCUCCCGUUCCCUCAAUCGAUGCAGAAUGGCUUUUCAACGAGAUGAUGACCGUUUCUAACAGCCCUGACCCAUGGAUGUUCCCAGCAUUGAGAAAGUUGAAGGAGGAUAGGCGAUUCAUUCUCGCAGCGCUGAGCAAUACCGUCAUCUUUCCGCCAGGGCAUAAACUCCACCUGGACCAUUUCUUUGACGAGCCUGUGCGGCAGAUAUUUGAUGUCUUCAUUUCUUCCGCCCAUGUUGGAAUGCGAAAGCCAGAUCCGGCCAUUUAUAAGCUGGCGCUCGACCGAGUAAACGAAUUCGCGAAAGCCAAUGCUCUUUCAGCUCGGGGGAAAAGCUUGAACUGGGAGGCUGGUAUCAAGGCAGAGGAAGUAAUUUUUCUCGAUGACAUCGGGGAGAAUUUGAAGGAGGCACGCAGGCAAGGACUGCGAACAAUAAAGGUGAACCUUGGUCGUGCAUUCGAGGCCGUGGAUGAGCUGGAGAGAGUGACUGGGUUGAAGCUCGCUGGUGAUCAUCCAAGGAUAUCCAUCCGAGGGAAGGCUCAGAAAGUUAAGGCAAAAAUGUGAGAUAGAUUUGGGAAUAUUCAAAACACUCGCAUAUCAAACCUUCCUGGCGAUAUAGACGUAGAAAAUAUCAGAUACUUCGACCUUGCCAUC
This is a messenger RNA of Fusarium verticillioides 7600, 1096 nucleotides long. RefSeq names its product microsomal epoxide hydrolase. The transcript is spliced from 2 exons. Bases 152 to 1006 code for a protein of 284 amino acids. The record is from RefSeq and is a predicted model, not a curated record. NCBI's taxonomy places the organism in Eukaryota, Fungi, Ascomycota, Sordariomycetes, Hypocreales, Nectriaceae.